AUGAAGAACCAAGGCGGGGAGACCAAAGCAGCCCCGCGGCCUGCUAGCUCUUCCAAAAUGAGCGGUGGUCUGGUGCUGGAGGAAGGUGACUCGCCGGAGGCCGCGGCACCCCUGGAAGCUCCUCUUGCACAGGAGGACACCAAGUCCUCCCGGCCUGCCGUGCGUGACGUCUCCGAAGAGCUAAGCAGACAGCUUGAGGACAUCUUGAACACAUACUGCGUGGAUGCCAGCCAGGAGGGUCCAGGCGAGGACGGUGGGCAGAGCGAGCCUGCAGAGCCGGAAGAAGCUGAGAAGUGCCGUAGCGAGUCCCCGAGGAACGGUGACCAGGAGACGGGCAGCCCCGAGAUGAACGGGGAGAAGGAAAGCACGAAGGGGACUGAAGAGUUUCGACCUGGCGAGGAGUGUGGCGAGCGGGAUCAGAAGAAGGCUCAGGAAAAGAAGAAAGCCAAGGGCCUAGGCAAAGAAAUCACUUUGCUGAUGCAGACGCUGAACACCCUGAGUACGCCAGAGGAGAAACUAGCAGCACUUUGCAAGAAAUACGCUGAGCUGCUGGAAGAGCACCGUAACUCCCAGAAACAGAUGAAGAUCUUGCAGAAGAAGCAGACGCAGCUGGUGCAAGAGAAGGACCACCUGCAGAGCGAGCACAGCAAGGCCAUCCUGGCCCGCAGCAAGCUGGAGAGCCUGUGCCGCGAGCUGCAGAGACACAACCGCACCCUCAAGGAGGAGGGUGUCCAGCGUACACGGGAGGAAGAGGAGAAGCGGAGGGAGGUGACAUCCCACUUCCAGGUGACGCUGAAUGACAUCCAGCUCCAGAUGGAGCAACACAAUGAGAGGAACUCCAAGCUGCGCCAGGAGAACAUGGAGCUGGCAGAGCGGCUCAAGAAGCUCAUCGAGCAGUAUGAGCUGCGGGAGGAGCACAUUGACAAGGUGUUCAAACACAAGGACCUGCAGCAGCAGCUGGUGGACGCCAAGCUCCAACAGGCCCAGGAAAUGCUGAAGGAGGCAGAGGAGAAACACCAGCGGGAGAAGGACUUUCUGCUGAAGGAAGCUGUGGAAUCGCAGAGGAUGUGUGAGCUGAUGAAGCAGCAGGAGACCCAUCUCAAGCAGCAGCUGGCUCUUUACACAGAGAAGUUUGAAGAAUUCCAGAACACCCUUUCCAAAAGCAGUGAAGUGUUCACGACAUUUAAACAGGAGAUGGAGAAGAUGACUAAGAAAAUCAAGAAGCUGGAGAAAGAGACCACUAUGUACCGCUCUCGCUGGGAGAGCAGCAACAAGGCUCUCUUGGAAAUGGCUGAAGAGAAAACCCUUCGGGACAAAGAGUUGGAGGGGCUUCAGGUGAAAAUCCAGCGCUUGGAGAAACUCUGCCGAGCCCUGCAAACGGAGCGCAACGACCUCAAUAAGAAGGUGCAGGACCUGUGUGCCCACGCGCCCCGGGCAGACACGGACCUGUUGGAGCCUUUGAAGGACCCAUCUCGGGAGGGCUCCGAGGCGGCGGCGGGAGGUGCUCCAGCAGAGCAGCGCCUGGCUGAGGAUUGCCUUCACUCAGGAAAGCCGACGCACAGCACGGAUCCUGCGGAGAGCCUGGGAGAACUGAGCAUAGGAGCCUUGGGGCAGAGUGGGACUGAUGAAGUCACUCAGGGCUCCGACUGAGCCCGUGUGCGGUAGGCAGAGGUAGGGCGAGGGAGGGUACCGUGAAUGUUUCCGUAGACUCGAGCUGAUGCCCCUCUCCUGGUCCUUGGACAGGCGCGAGAGGACAGCCCUCCUGCGGAUUUGAGAUUUCCUAGCUUAGGUUUUUGGAGGGUUUUUAAAAUUUUUAUAUAUAUAUAUAUAUAUGAU
Molecule: messenger RNA, 1836 nt
Organism: Charadrius vociferus (killdeer)
Lineage: Eukaryota; Metazoa; Chordata; Aves; Charadriiformes; Charadriidae
Gene: TXLNA
Product: taxilin alpha
Exons: 10
Coding region: 1-1650 (549 amino acids)
Molecular function (GO): syntaxin binding
Source: RefSeq, a predicted model, not a curated record